GUGCUUCCGGGAGGAGGUGCAGGCUAUGUCGUGCAAUAUGGGUUUACCAGGAAGAGAAUACGAAUAAAACCCUGUGGUGAAUCAGAGCGACUUGAUAGAUUCAUGGUGUUAAGAUUACCAUAAAUUUAACGUUUGUUUACUGCGAUUACAUGCGUAGCCUAGUACUCUAACGAAGAAUCGAUUGAAAAUGAGAGGUUCAUGAAUUCAGCAACACGACACAGAAGAAAGCAAGAUCUACUCAUACAAUGAGACUGAAGUUGGAGCUGUCUUGAUGUGUUGCUCUCACUGAACCCCAAGCCCUCUUACAGAAUGCAGCCUGCUUGCCAGCAUGGCACCUCCGAGCUCCAGCUGAAAGUGGACUUUUUCCGCAAGCUGGGCUAUUCACCACAAGAGGUACAGUCGGUGCUGCUGAAACUAGGCUUGGACACGGACACGAAUGCUGUACUGGGGGAGCUGGUGCGUUCUGGAGCCAGAGAGUCACCCACAACGAGUCAGGAGAGUGAUGAUGGAAGCUCUGGAUUUAGCCACCACGGAGGAGGUGGAUCCAGAAGUAAAGAUCUCCAAAAGGACAUUCAAUGCUCACCAGCAGUAGAUGAAAUUGACAGUGACCUAAAACCCAUUGUGAUUGAUGGAAGCAAUGUGGCUAUGAGUCAUGGAAACAAGGAAGUUUUUUCAUGUCGUGGAAUUGAGCUGGCAGUUAACUACUUCCUUGAGAGAGGACACAGGAACAUCACAGUUUUUGUGCCCUCAUGGCGAAAAGAGCAACCAAGGCCAGAUGUCCUCAUUUCAGAUCAGCAUAUUCUAGCAGAGCUGGAAAGGAGAAAGAUAGUUGUUUUCACACCCUCCCGGCGGGUAGGAGGUAAGCGAGUGGUCUGCUAUGAUGAUCGCUUCAUCGUCAAACUUGCCUAUGAUCUGGAUGGCAUUAUUGUGUCCAAUGACACCUACCGUGACCUUCAGAGUGAGCGGCUUGAAUGGAAGCGCUGUAUUGAGGAGAGGCUACUCAUGUACUCCUUUGUCAAUGACAAGUUCAUGCCACCAGAUGACCCACUUGGUCGUCAUGGCCCAAACUUGGAUAAUUUUCUCAGAAAGAAACCUCUGCUACCAGACACCAAACGCCAGCAUUGUCCUUAUGGAAAGAAAUGCACAUAUGGAAUCAAAUGCAAAUUUUAUCACCCUGAGCGAACCAGCCAGUCACAGCGUUCCCUUGCAGAUGAACUGAGGGACAAUGCUCGCCUGUCCAGUUCUGUCCACUGCUGUUCAAAGGAGAGCCGAAGAUCAGGAGCUUCCCUUAGAGGGCCCUGCCACACUGAGUCUGGUUUCAGUUCAUACUUUCCAUCUUUAGAGCAAGAGCUGGAGUACAAGCUAUCCCUGGAAUCUGCUGUUUGUGUGACAAGAAACCAACUCAGUGAAAGCAUGCAGCACUACUGGGAUGAUGUUCCUACAAAGUACCAGGCCUGCAAGCCAGCUAGCCACACUCCUCUGGACUGGCAUAGUCUGUACUCCACAUACCUUACUAAUCCUUCAUCUAGCUCAGAUUCUGGACUUGGCUCCUAUGAGAGCCAGUUUUCAGAGGCAUCUCAAGGACAUGAUGAUUCAUGUAGGAUUAGCUCUAGGCAUAACAACAGGUUUUAUGAGCAACAGGAUGCACCUUUUGUUUGCACUUGCUCUUCUGAGUCAGUUGUCCAACCAAGCAUCCAUCAGUACCCUCAUUCCCAUCAUCCACCCAAUGGCUUUGAUUAUGGUGCACUGCAGUUCCGUAGACCCUCUAGCAAUCGAGCCUACAGCCUUCCCAAUUACAUGCAGCCUAAUGAGCUCCAUCACAGCCAACCAAAAGCUGGUCCUGACACAGUGUGGCUCCCUCAGACUCGCACAGCUUUUAGUUUACCCAACCCUCGUCAUGCUAUUGGACCCCACAGACCUGCUGACAUUUAUGGGAGCAGCCAGGGAGUGCUCAGUCUAAACACUGUUCCAUUUGAGGCAGAGCGAGAAGAGACGAGGAAGAAACUCCAUGCAAUUUUUAAUCCCCAUCUUGUGGAUAAGGUUAUGGGAAUGUUCCCAAAGCUAAAAGAUGCCCAACAACUUGCAGCAGAGAUUCUCAAGCUCAAGUCCAAAGGCGAGUUGUUCUAAUUGUUCUAUGCUCUAUGGUGAUAAAGAGAUACUUUAAUAAGUGCAGCGCAUAUCUUUUUCUCAUAUGAAACUGAGCUCAGGUCUAAACAUUGAAUAACUCUGAAUCUUAUGAAAUGUAUUAUUGCUGUCUCCCUUAACAAUGUUUUAAUUCUUUUGUUGGAUUAUUUUGUCUUUGGCUUUGGUCAGAAGUUUUAAGGUUAAUUAUACCUGAAUGUCAUAUCACAUAGUAAAUGUGAUGACUAUGUAUGACAUGAAAGUCAAAUUGUGUCUACGAAAGUUGUUCAUUUUUGAUUACAGCAUCUGUAUCAUGUUGUGUUGUUAAAUGUAUUGAUAAGAGUCGUGCCAUAUUUCUUAAAUGUUUGUUGUUGAUGCACAUUGCAUCCUUUUAAUAUUUCUAAUUUGGUGGGUUAAGAUUGUGGCCCACAGAUGUUUUUAAUAUUGUUCAAUGUAUCUGGCAGUUGUUAAACUACUUUCAGAAAUAUAAUAUUGUAAUAACUGUAUUCAGCCAAACUUUUUUGUACAGUAAUUUCAGUUUUAACACUAUUAGUUGGUGCUGAAUUGUUCUUUAACCAGUGUAAAAAAAUAAAGUUAAUUUACUAAACAGG
Messenger RNA from Ictalurus punctatus (channel catfish), 2732 nucleotides. RefSeq names its product ribonuclease ZC3H12A (gene zc3h12aa). The coding region runs from base 310 to 2127 and encodes 605 amino acids. The record is from RefSeq and is a predicted model, not a curated record. Gene Ontology annotation, biological process: nuclear-transcribed mRNA catabolic process, RNase MRP-dependent; 3'-UTR-mediated mRNA destabilization. Gene Ontology annotation, molecular function: metal ion binding; mRNA binding; RNA endonuclease activity. Lineage: Eukaryota; Metazoa; Chordata; Actinopteri; Siluriformes; Ictaluridae. The transcript is spliced from 6 exons. Gene Ontology annotation, cellular component: nucleus; cytoplasmic ribonucleoprotein granule.